UAGAAAAUCAUGCCAGAAUCGACUCCAACAUGUUAGUUAUAUUUUAAUGUUUGAAUUCCCAAAACAAAAAAAAACCAUGCGUUAAGACUACGCUAUACCUAUUUUCUUACCUUACUUAUUUUCAUAAUUACUGGUAGGCAUAUCGCUCAUAGCACUAUAUCGCACACUAAACAUUCAUUUACAUAGAACACUUUCACACGGCACACCACGUAAGGGCUUGCUAUACGUACUGUAACUACCAUAUUUAUGAUCUUCAUAUUAGAAUGAGAUAAAAGUACUAUGUUUUGUAUCUUGUUCUCGUCCCGUAUGAUUGGUACAGUCUUGUUUGGUCUAUGUCCGGAACGCAGCCUGUGCAAGUGUGCAUUGAACCGUCAACGCUGUACGUCAACUCAACGUCAACUCAUCUCUCCGCUCCCUCCCUCCGUAGUCUGUGACGCUGAACGAACGACGAACGAAGCAGCGAACAGCGAUUUUUUACAGGCCCCGCCUUUGAGCUCGUGUAUUACAUUAUUUUAAUUGUUUUUCGCGAUGAAUCUGUUAUAAAUAAGAAUAUAGAUUUACGGAACUGAAGACAGUUGGAGCCAUGGGCACAGUUAAUAUUUUGUUAUUCGUCGCGAUAGUUUCGCAAGCGACGGCUUUAUUAACAUCACCACCGAAGAUAGUGAAGCAACCUACACAGGAAGAGCUUCUGUUUCAAGUAGCGCAGCCUGGUGAAGUAGACAAGCCAUUUAUCAUCGAAUGUGAGGCUGAAGGAGAGCCCGCACCCAAGUACAGAUGGAUCAAGAACGGCAAGCCGUUCGAGUAUACGAGUUACGACAACCGCAUAUCCCAGCAGCCGGGGCGCGGCACGCUUGUGGUGAGCCAGCCUCGCGAUGAGGACCUCGGCCAGUACCAGUGCUUCGCCGAGAACGAAUGGGGCACCGCCACCUCCAACUCCGUCUUCGUGCGCAAAGCGGAGCUCAACUCCUUCAAGGAGACCGAUGGCCCGCAGCUAACCAUCACCGCCGAGGAGGGGAAACCGUUCAAACUCACCUGCGAACCUCCCGACGGUCAUCCCAGCCCCAAAGUCUACUGGAUGUUGCAAGGCGAACAGGGCCAACUGAAAACGAUCAACAACUCCCGCAUGACCCUCGAUCCGGAAGGCAAUUUGUGGUUUUCGAACGUGACGCGAUAUGACGCGAGCGAGGAUUACGCGUACACUUGCGCUGCUAAAUCCAUCUUCAGGAAUGAGUACAAGCUAGGCAACAAGGUGUAUUUGCAAGUGAAGCCUGCAGGCACGGCGCCGGGACUGAACCAGCACGAACCCGUGCGACAGUACACCACCAGGCGGGUGGAGAAGGGGCUCAAAGGGAAAAGGGUGGAGCUUUAUUGUAUCUACGGUGGCACGCCACUCCCGCACGUGGUGUGGAAGAAGAACGGUCAGGCCAUCCCGUCAUCCCAAGGGAUCGCGCAGGACAACUACGGCAAGACGCUGGUGAUCAAGUACCCCAAUUAUGAAGACGAGGGCACCUACACUUGCGAGAUCACCAACGGAGCCGGCACCGAGCAGACCUACUCCAUCCAGCUCAGCAUCGAAGCAUCUCCGUUCUUCAUCGUGGAGCCGGAGUUCCAGAACCUGGCGGAGGGCGAGACGGCCACGAUCAAGUGCGUGGCGGGCGGCACCCCCAACCCUCAGAUCUCGUGGGUGUACAACGGCCGCCCCAUCGAGCACGCGCCAUACAACCCGCGCCGGCAGGUCACCGGCAACACCAUCACCAUACCCAACCUGGUGAAGACGGACACCGGCAACUACGGCUGCAACGCGACCAACUCCAUCGGAUACGUCUACAAGGAUGUCUACAUCAAUGUGCAAUCUAUCCCUCCUGAAAUAAAGGAGGGACCAGAGAACCUGACGAAGGUGGACGGCUCGGAGGCGGUGAUGAAGUGCCGCGUGUUCGGUGCGCCCAAGCCGACCGUGCAGUGGCGGCGCGACGACGUGGAGCUCACCGGGGGCAAAUACAACAUCACAGCGGACGGCGACCUGGUGAUCCGCGACGUAUCCUUCACCGAUGUAGGCACCUAUCGGUGCUACGCCAACAAUAAGUUUGGGGAGAAGUCGGCUUUCGGCUCACUCACUGUUAAAAAACGCACGAUGAUCACCGACAAACCGGAAACGUACGAAGUGCCCGCCGGAUCUUCAGCCACUUUCCGGUGCAACGCGCAUGCGGACGAAUCCCUGCCUCUAGAGAUAAUAUGGCUGGUAGACGGACGGCGCAUCGACUUCGAUAGCCAGCCGCGGUACCGAGUCACCAACGACUACUCGCUGCUCAUUUCUGAUACUACCGAGCUGGACUCUGCGAAUUACACUUGCAUCGCCCGCACCCCCUUCGAUGAGGACAGUGCGGACGCGAAGCUCACUGUGCAAGACAAGCCGAACGCGCCGGGUUUGAACAGCAUCCGUUGCCAAGGCCGACUGGCGCACCUCUCGUGGAUUCCCAAGGGGGACAACCGCGCCGCCGUGCUGCGAUACUCCAUACACUACAACACCUCCUUCACCCCCGACACUUGGGACGUGGCCAACGACAACGUGCCCGCCUCGCAGAACGAGUGGGCCGCGCCCCUCACGCCCUGGGCCAACUACACCUUCCGAGUGAUCGCGUGGAACAAGAUCGGUCCGUCCCUACCGUCGGCGCACUCCGACGUGUGCACCACGGAGCCCGACGUGCCAUACAAGAACCCCGACAACGUGGAGGGCAGGGGGACGGAACCCAACAAUAUGCUCAUCUCCUGGGCGAAAAUGCCUCAAAUCGAGCACAACGGCCCCGGGUUCUACUACCUAGUGUCGUGGCGGCGCGACAUCGCCGGCCAGCAGUGGGACGAGGCGCAAGUGCGGGACUGGCAACAAUCUGAACUGUUGGUGCCAAACACGCCAACCUUCGAGCCCUACAGGAUCAAGGUGGUGGCGGUGAAUUCUAAAGGCACAUCGAACGUGACCCCCGUAGAAGUGAUAGGGUGGUCAGGGGAGGAUGUUCCUAUGCAAGCCCCCUCCAACUUCACCCUCGUUCAAGUCACUUCCGGCACCAGCGCAUUGCUCAGCUGGAACGCUGUCUCCCCCGAAUCUGUCAGAGGCCACUUCAAAGGCUACAAGAUCCAAACCUGGAUCGACGGCGAGGAAAACCAACAAAAAGAGAUCCUGGUCAAAGCCGACGCCACUCAAACCUUGGUCACGCAGUUCAAGCCUUUUAAGAAAAACAACGCCCGCAUCCUCGCCUACAAUAGCCGCUACAACGGCCCACCCAGCGAUGUAGUCUCCUUCGUCACACCCGAAGGGAAACCAGGAAAGGUCAGAUCUAUACAGGCCUACCCCCUCGGAUCGUCGGCGAUGCUCGUCAAAUGGGACAAACCUCUCGAUGAAAACGGCAUCUUGACCGGCUACACGAUUUCCUAUAAGAAAAUGAUCGGAACCUCUGAGGGGCCUUUGCAGCAUCGCAAGAAAGCGAUCGAUCCCAAACUGGACCGGGCGAAGUUAGCUGGAUUGGAGCCUAAUACACAGUACAGGAUCAUCGUAAGGGCCAAGACCAAGGCCGGUGAAGGUGACGAGCAAUAUGUCCAUCAGACGACGAAGGCUGUGGUCAACGCGGUCCCGGACGUACCGAUGUUUGAGACCAAAACCUUGCCGGGGAAAGAAGGAACGGCCCACAUCAGGGUGCAAUGGCUGCCCAACAUUGAUGGUCACGCGGGCACCCACUUCGUGGCGUGGUACAGAUUGCAAGGCGACGCGCAAUGGCUUCGAACCCCGGACGUUACGGACGAAGACCAUGUCACUAUCACUGGGCUGCAACCGGCCAGAUUGUACGAUAUAAAGCUCACCGCACACGACGGAGACUACUUCAGCACCAGCGAGAUGCAGCAGGUGGACACCUCCAUAGACGGGCCGGUGAUAAUGCGCGACGACAAGAUGGCCACCGCCGGGUGGUUCAUCGGCGUCAUGGUGGCGCUCGCCUUCCUCGUGCUGGUGCUCGUGCUAGUAUGCGUGGUGCGGCGCAACCGGGGCGGCAAGUACGACGUGCACGACCGGGAGAUGGCCUGCGGCAGGCAUCAGCACCGCGACGCCGGCUUCCACGAGUACACGCACCCGUUGGACAACAAAUCACGGCACUCCAUGAGCAGCGGCACCAAACCCGGCCCCGAGAGCGACACCGACUCGAUGGCGGAGUACGGGGAAGGUGAAACUGCGGGCAUGAACGAGGACGGGUCGUUCAUCGGGCAGUACGGCCGCAAGCGGCGCCCGCCGCCCUCCUCGCAUCAAGACUCCGCCUCGCAGGCCUUCGCCACGCUCGUAUAAUACCCCCACCCCUACCGCGUCCCAAUAUACCCCAUUUCCGGUCUAAAUGGUUGUUCUUUUCCCGCCAGAUCCUACUUCCCACCCCCUAAAGACUUUCUACACGCAUCUCUUUUAGCAUGACCGUUCAAACGCGUAAUGUUAAAGAGAUUUAUCGACAUCUAACUCUAACUAUAAUGGAGUUAAAAGCCAGAAACAUAUUAACGUGUCGUGGCGUGACGUGGCGCAUCGGUUUCAUACAUUUAUCAUGGGUUAGAAAGAGAUAGAGAGGUUAGAGCGUCUACACGACACUACACG
This is a messenger RNA of Chilo suppressalis (striped riceborer), 4618 nucleotides long. NCBI's taxonomy places the organism in Eukaryota, Metazoa, Arthropoda, Insecta, Lepidoptera, Crambidae. The record is from the annotation of a GenBank genome assembly.